Molecule: messenger RNA, 2080 nt
Organism: Cladocopium goreaui
Lineage: Eukaryota; Dinophyceae; Suessiales; Symbiodiniaceae
Source: the annotation of a GenBank genome assembly
GGGUGCCAUCGCCGAUUUGACCCGACAAGAUUCAUCAAGUGCAGCGUUGCCAUGUGGCGACAGCGCCGGGCUGUUGCUACUGGGACUGGUAACCAGUGUGCCGUAGAGCCGAAGCAGGGCGGCAAUGAAGAGCUUCCCGACAUCGAGUAGCUUGAGCAAGCCUGGAGGCACCAAGGAGAAGCUCUUGAAGCUGAUCCGAAGUCAUCCAGCCUGUGUGUUGGCCCUCCGGCUUGAUGUGACGAUGCGGAUCUCGGAUGAGGACAUCAUGGAAGGCUUAGCCAACUCCGCCGACAAUCUGGAUAUCGACUUCAGGGAAAGGAUGGUGCCAGAGGAAAUCAUCCAAGAAAUUUUGAACUUGCGCCGAGAAGCGCGAGCUGAAGCUGCUUUGAUGUCGAAGAUCCGUCGUCACAACGUGUGGAUCGUCUUGAUUCGCCUGCCUCUCUGUGCUUCUGGAAUCCUAGUCUUUAUCUCCCUGCUGUUGUGGCUGACGACCUUUGAAUAUACUCGCGCCGUGUGCGCCUUGUACGAGUUUGCCAAUGCCACCUGCAGCCAAGCGAACACAUGUCUCUUCCGGGUGGCCGUGCAGUUGCCAGGAGAAGAGUUCUCCAUCUUUCAUCCAGCAUGGAAAAUGCCUGCGGAGGAAGCAUAUGGCACAACGAUUUUUGCACAGAAUGGUCCUUUCAAGUGUUGCAACAGCCCCAGAUUCUACGCCACCGGCGGCGCGGCCACAGCGAUUGAAGCAAUUGGCGCUGGAACGCCCUGUUGCGACUUUUUGGACGAGAACCGGUCCCUCUUCUGCGACAACUUUGGUGAUCUCGAUCGGCGGCCACACCCAGUUUCGGAUUGUCCCGCCUCACCCUGGCAUUGCGGAGUUAAGACCGAGAUCAUCGACAGAGAAACCCACGUGAAGGAGCUCCGACCCUGGGUGGAAGCGCCAAGUCUGGAAAUCUUCUUGGCCUCGCUGGCCUGCUUGGGCACGGCUGGCGCCGUGCGCCUCUUUCCCCACUUUGUGGCCUUUAUGGGCAGGCAUUUGGAGCACUGUGCGGCCAGCUUUCAGAUCUAUGCCCGUGGCGCCAAGCGCCGCCUCCGGCGACUGCGGAAUCGAUCCAGAAAUCGCUCCUCGCGGCUGUCCACGUCCAGCGAGGCGGAAGUGGAGGUCAGCGAGCGCAGGACCUCACGUAAAGCCAAAGCCAAGGCCACUGCAAAGGUGAGAGAAGUUGAACCAGAAGAGGUCAUGAGCACUGACGGCUCAGAAGUGGCAUCAAGGGCACUGCAGCUGAUGCAGCCCAGAGCUUCGCAGCAGGCCGCCAAUGAAGUAGGCUUCACAGUCCAACCUUCACCCGUUGUGACGGUUGCGGUCCGAGCCGCCAAAGUUCAGCCGCAAGCGACGCACAGUUCGGCACCGAAGACGGAGGCGGUGAAGACGGAGCCCGUGCGACUGGAGAGACCGGAGGGGCAAGCUUUCCACUUGGCGACUUGUGUGAACGAGGCUUCAAUCAUUGCGGUUCUACAUUUCGCCAAAACAAAUUCUGAUGGAACUGCCAUCGAUGCCGCGCUGUGUCGAUCAAGGAGAUCCUUCGGCCCAUCAUCACGCCCGCCACGCGGCGUAGCGACAACUCCCGGGACCGGGACCACUGGGACCAGGCACCCCGGCAGCCAGCGGCUGCGGCGCCGGCCACGCAGCACUUGUUGCGUGCAAAGGCACGGCCGCGGCCGCGGCGGGCGCCACAUGCAGUGGCACCGCAGGCGACGGCGUCGCCGGCGAAGGUGAUGCAAAUGUCGCAGACCCAGGAGCAAUGGAUGGCCACUUCGGCCCAGCUGCGGCAGUUGAGCCAGUCGCAGGCGCCCCCGCCCGACGUGGGCAUCGCACCGCGGAGAAACAAAGGGCGUGGGACUUUGCCGCCCAGGGCGACGCAGAUCUGAGGAUCUCCGUACAACAGCGGCAGUGUGAUGGAAUUUGCCUCAUGUACAGAGCGCGCUAUUUCCGGUGCCCUUUUAGGCACUGGGAUGAUCCAGCUUGAGUUGGUGCCUAGUAACUGGGUUCCAAAACCCCCCGAGCCCCCGACCUGCUACGAUUUCC